AUGUCUCGCAUCUUUGCACUCGCAGAUGUGUCCAAGCACAAAUCGCGACAGAGCUGCUAUGUAUCGUACAAGGGAUCCGUGUACGAUGUGACGUCCUUCCUGCCUGAUCAUCCUGGUGGCGAUGAUAUUCUCCUGCAAUAUGCAGGCGCGGACGUCGGACAGAUCAUGGGCGACGAAACAGAGCACGUUCAUUCGGCCAGUGCGUAUGACAUGAUGGAAGAGUACAAGAUCGGCGAGUUGGGUGGAGAUGAGAAGAUUGUAUCAGAAGAUUGGGUCCCGAGGGAAGAUUUCCAUCCCGACGAGACGGAUACGUUGGCCGAUUUCAACAGAAACAAGUUCUUAGAUCUAUCUAAACCUCUGCUGGUUCAAGUGUGGAAUGCACCGUGGACCAAAGAAUACUACUUGUCUCAAGUUCAUAACCCUAGGCACUUGAAAGAGAGUGCGAGAUUGUUCGACAAUGACUACCUCGAGGCCUUGACACGUACAAAGUGGUAUGUCGUACCGCUCUUUUGGGGUCCUAUCACCAUCUUUUUGUUCUACCUCUCCAUGAUGCAAUUCACCGACCGCACAUACACCGCCGUGAAUCUCGUCACCCGCCUUGCUCUCCCAUCUGCUUCAGCCGUCGGCAAGACCCUCGCCGCCUUCUUUGUCGGCAACGUCAUUUGGACGAUCCUCGAAUACACUCUCCACCGCUUCCUGUUCCACGUCGACUACUACCUCCCGGAUGCCAAUUGGGCCAUGAUGCUCCAUUUCCUCCUUCACGGCAUUCAUCAUUAUCUCCCCAUGGACAGGUUGCGACUCGUCAUGCCACCUACACUCUUCCUCGCGCUGGAAACACCAUUCACUCGGCUCGCCCACAUCAUCUUCCCUGCCCCUGUGGCAAACGGUAUCAUCGCAGGCAGCUUCACCUUUUACAUGCUUUACGAUUGCAUGCACUACGCCUUGCAUCACACUCGACUCCCACAGUACAUGGCGGAGAUGAAAAAGUAUCAUCUGGCUCAUCAUUACAAGAAUUUUGAGCUCGGAUUCGGAGUCACCUCGAAAAUCUGGGACUACGUGUUUAACACUGUCCUUCCUGUAGCUACCAAAGGCGCUGACACUCUUAAACUUGCAUAA
Molecule: messenger RNA, 1116 nt
Organism: Kockovaella imperatae
Lineage: Eukaryota; Fungi; Basidiomycota; Tremellomycetes; Tremellales; Cuniculitremaceae
Exons: 6
Coding region: 1-1116 (371 amino acids)
Biological process (GO): lipid biosynthetic process; fatty acid metabolic process
Cellular component (GO): endoplasmic reticulum; membrane
Molecular function (GO): iron ion binding; heme binding; fatty acid 2-hydroxylase activity
Source: RefSeq, a predicted model, not a curated record